Messenger RNA from Annulohypoxylon maeteangense, 1942 nucleotides. RefSeq names its product Septin-domain-containing protein. The record is from RefSeq and is a predicted model, not a curated record. NCBI's taxonomy places the organism in Eukaryota, Fungi, Ascomycota, Sordariomycetes, Xylariales, Hypoxylaceae. The transcript has 6 exons. The coding region runs from base 217 to 1362 and encodes 381 amino acids. Gene Ontology annotation, biological process: cytoskeleton-dependent cytokinesis. Gene Ontology annotation, cellular component: cell division site; microtubule cytoskeleton; cytosol. Gene Ontology annotation, molecular function: GTP binding; GTPase activity; molecular adaptor activity.
AUUGGAAACCCAAAGUCUUAGCCUAAUAUGUCGUCCCCAGCGGUGAGCACACAGUCCCCUAUCACGCCUUGUCCAACUGCUACACACUGCUACUCAUUCCAAAUUUGCAUCGAUUAUUGCUACCUACCUGCAUCUGUAUCCUACCUCUACAGACUCGCGUCUAACUCCUAUCCCAAUUCAUCGUAUACUGUUUAUCAGUACAGCUACUAAUCGGUCAUGAUGCGUUCACAGAAGAUGAUGCGCCGGAAGAAGAACGUGAAGAAGGGAAUUCAGUUCUGCUUGAUGGUCUGCGGUGCUUCGGGAACAGGCAGAACAACUUUCGUAAACACCCUCUGCAGCAAGAGCGUCUUGAACCAUAAGGAAUCCGACGAUGCCACCGCUGCCCACGUUGAGGAUGGCGUUAAGAUUAAGCCUAUCACCGUUGAGCUCGAAUUGGAUGAGGAGGGUACUCGUAUCUCCUUGACCAUCGUCGACACCCCUGGUUUCGGUGACCAGAUCGACAAUGAAGCAAGCUUUUCGGAGAUCGUUGGGUAUCUCGAGAGACAAUACGAUGACAUCUUGGCUGAGGAGUCGCGUAUCAAGCGUAACCCCAGAUUCAGGGACAACCGUGUGCAUGCGAUGCUGUACUUUAUCACACCUACCGGUCAUGGUCUUCGUGAACUCGACAUCGAACUGAUGAAGCGCCUUGCUCCCCGUGUCAACGUCAUCCCUGUCAUUGGCCGCGCCGAUUCAUUGACCCCCGCCGAACUUGCUGAGUCGAAGAAGCUAGUGAUGGAGGAUAUCGAGCACUACCGAAUCCCCGUCUACAACUUCCCCUACGACAUCGAGGAGGACGAUGAGGAUACUGUUGAGGAGAACGCCGAGCUUAGAGGCCUCAUGCCCUUUGCCAUCGUAGGCUCCGAGGAUGUCCUUGAAAUUGGCGGCCGCAAAGUCCGAGCUCGUCAAUAUCCGUGGGGUGUUGUAGAGGUCGACAACCCUCGUCAUUCCGACUUCCUGGCCAUUCGAUCGGCUCUUCUUCACAGCCAUCUUGCCGAUCUAAAGGAAAUCACCCACGAUUUCCUCUACGAGAACUACCGUACUGAGAAGCUUUCUAAGAGUGUGGAGGGCGGUGCUGGAGUUGACUCGUCAAUGAACCCCGAAGACCUGGCUUCCCAGUCUGUGCGCCUAAAGGAGGAGCAGCUUCGCCGAGAAGAGGAGAAGCUUCGCGAGAUCGAGGUCAAGGUCCAACGCGAGAUUAACGAGAAGCGACAGGAGCUCUUGGCCCGCGAAUCGCAAUUGCGCGAAAUCGAGGCGAGAAUGGCACGAGAAGCCGCCGCAGCCUCGGGAACGCCCGAGGCGAAUGGCGAGAACGACGGCAACUAAACGCCCUAGAACGACAUCUUUUCUAUCUCUACUUCUGGUAUACCGGCGGCCAGAUAGCAGUACGGACUUGUGGCGUUGGGUGUUUGAUAUCCCCUAGUCCCCGACUCCCCUGAACUAAGGCCAUUCGAGACGACGUUAUAUGAAACCCUAAAAAAGCUAAUGGUUGGUGCAUGAGGUGUGCGAAGCAGAGGGUUUGGUGAAGAGCUUGUCAGGAAUAAGACCCGGGCAGCAUUGAUAUCCCCUACAAUUAUUGCAUGCCCAAUUUUCGGAAAAGGGACGAUGGUACUAUGGGAAAAGAAAACAACCUUUGUGUUCCCCGAUUUUUCAUAUCUAGGCACAUCGUCCCGCUGAGAAGCCGAAGGUGGUGAGGGGGAUAGCCAAGCUACCUUUGAAUCUUCUGCGAGUCGAUGUCCAUUUUACUAGUUGCAAACUGUGUAGCCUUUUUCUACUUUCACGCCCCCUUUUCUCCUAGUAUUAGUGCCUUCUAAUGCAGAUAUCAAUACGAGUUUUCUUUGAUGUCUACCAAAAUUGGCAUUACAUUGUACUUAUAAGGAAUUCGUACUUAUAAUUUUUUUGUAAA